AUGACCACCAUAGGCUAUGGCGAUGUGGUCCCGCAGACCUGGCUCGGCAGGAUCGUCGCCUCUUGCUUUUCGAUCUUUGCUAUCAGCUUUUUCGCUUUACCGGCGGGUAUCCUCGGCUCGGGAUUCGCGCUGAAGGUGCAACAAAAGCAGCGCCAGAAACACUUCAAUCGUCAGAUUCCUGCUGCUGCCACGCUGAUUCAGUGCUUGUGGAGAUGUCAUGCGGCCGACAAGAACAUCGCUGCCACCUGGCGAGUGCAUGUCGAUCCGUUGGCUGGUGAAACAAGCGAGCAGCAUCGGAAGCAGAACGGCACGACCAAUGAGGACGCCGUCAGUUACAAGAGAAGACUCUUCAAGAAGCAGUACUCCAAAUCAAGCUUGCUUAACAGCUCGAAGAAAAGCCGCCCCAGCGCUGCAAGCGUAGACUUGGAAAUGGGCGAAAGAAAAAAGGACAAGGACAGGAACAGUGACGUGGAGGACGAUCGCGUAUUUGGCACAGCCUCAGAAACGCGGAUUGGAUGCACUCGAGCAGGAGGAGAAUGA
Molecule: messenger RNA, 540 nt
Organism: Ostertagia ostertagi
Lineage: Eukaryota; Metazoa; Nematoda; Chromadorea; Rhabditida; Trichostrongylidae
Source: the annotation of a GenBank genome assembly